AUGCGUGAAGUCCUGGUGCCUUCCAACUUGCUGGAGCAGUGGCUGGGCGAGAUGCGCAAGUUUAUCGCGGAGGAGAUGCCCUUGAAGGUCCAUGCCAUUCGCAGCGCCACCAACCUGAAGGCCCUCAGCAUUCAGGACAUUUGCCGUGCCGAUAUUGUUCUGUGCUCCUACCGGCUUCUCUACUCUCCGGUCUAUCGCCGGCGCUUGCUGGAACUGGUGGGUGAGGAUGUCGCGGCUAAGUCGGAGGCCGAGAUCUUGCGCAGCCACGCGGAGAUCCAGACGCUACGACGGAACACCCGGCGCUUUCAAGAGCAUGGAGACGUCGACGGCUGGAGCAAAGGCGAAGCAAGCGGGUUGAGCGCUCAGCUGCACUUUCCGGUCCUGGAGCAAGUCUGGUGGAGACGGGUCGUCCUGGAUGAGUUUCAUGAGCUGGAGGCAAAGAAGGACACCAACCAGUUCGAAUCCUUGCAGCACAUUUGCGCUCACUACCGCUGGGGGCUCACUGGCACGCCACCCACCAGAGAUCUUUCACAGGUGGCUACUCUGGCCAAGAUCUUUCAAAUCGGCUUGCCUGGUGAGGGGGCCUGCCCCUACAGUGGGGAGCUGGCCGCUGAGAUGUCACAGCACUUCUUGGACCACUUCGCAAGGCAGAACACGAGCGAGGAGAUUCAGGAGAUUCCCCUGGAAGAGCACAUCAUGGCCAUAGAUCAAAGCCCAGAGGAGCGUGCCAUCUAUUUGCAAGCCUCCAGAGAUGUUACGGAAGCAGAGGCGGAUGGCGAACGGGCAGAGCAGCUGAUCAAGCUGUGCUCCCACUUCGCGGCCUACUGCGGCACCAUUUCGGGUGGAGAUGCUGGUUCAGAGUGCCACCGCAUCCUGUCAGCAAAGCAGGACCAGUCGAAAAAGGCGUCGAAAGAGGUGUUGCUGCGCGCAGCUCAAUUGGAGCUGCUUUGGCGGCAAGACAGGAUAGACAGGAUAGACCGAAGGCAAGAGGAGCGGCAGGCCGUCCUCUUGCGCUUGGGAGCAAACCUCAAGGAGCUGCAGAGCGUUGCCCUUUGUGGAGCUCCCAGCCCCGCAGAUCUGUCGCUCGACUCGGAGGGGGAGGCCAAGCAGUCCUGGGAGAGCGUGCCACUUUCUGCCGAAGCAGACACGGCCCACGCGGCUCAGCUCCGGUCAUCUCAGAUCGAGAGCGAGACUCAAGCAGCGAGCGCGCAGCUUUCCGUCGAUGGGGCUCAGCAACAAGCGCCUCCCGAAAAGCACGAGCUCCCACCGAAAGCAGCGAGCGCGACGCUGUCCGCACCCGCUGCGGCAGCUGCCAUUGCCUUUGCAGAGGUGGCCUCAAUGCCCACCGUGCUUCUGCACAAGUUGGGUGGCAAGCUGCCGGAUGACUCGGCGCAGCAGGCGCUUCAAGAUCGAGUUGUCGCAGCAGCGGAAGCCGCCGCAUCCACCCAGCGCUCCCUUCAGUUCUUUGAGCGCACGCUGGCUGCGGCGCGGGGCGAGGCCUCGGCAGAAGAGCGGUCCUGUAGCAUUUGCCUCGAGGAAGACCUCCAAGAGGAAGAGCUGUCCAUCACGGUCUGCGCCCACGUCUUUCACAGCAGCUGCCUGCAGGAGGUGGUCAAGCACUUUGGGACAUGCCCGGUGUGUCGCCACAAGCUGACCGGGAAGAACAAGAUUACAGCGCUGGCGGCAGAACUUGCACACAAAGAGCGAGGAAGAAACGGAGCUGCCAAGCCGAAGCCCGAGCUGGCCACCAAGGAGGGGACUAAGCUUGCGGCCCUGGCUGCGCAUUUGCAGGACAUCAGCCGCAGCGAGAAGGUCCUGGUCUUCUGCCAGUGGGAGGACUUGAAGCGCCGUAUCUCGGACGCCCUGGGCUCCAGCGGAGUGCCCCACGUCCAGCUGUCCGGCAACGUGUGGCAGCGCGCCGACACCUUACGGCGCUUUCAGGAAGAUGGUGAAGACUCGCGGGUUCUGCUGUUGUCUUUGGAGCACUCGGCCAGCGGCACGAACCUCACCGCUGCCAACCACGUGGUCUUUGUGCACCCCAUGUUUGCCAGCUCCUUCGACCGAGCCGUGGCGUAUGAAAAGCAGGCGCUGGCGCGGUGUCGGCGCUAUGGGCAGCAGAAGACGGUGCACUGCUGGCGCUUUGUGGCCAGAGGCACCAUCGAGGAUACCAUCACUGCCACGCACCGAAAAGAUUUGUGGCAGUCCACUAAGGGCAGGAGAGCCGGAGGCGCCUAA
Messenger RNA from Effrenium voratum, 2235 nucleotides. The record is from the annotation of a GenBank genome assembly. NCBI's taxonomy places the organism in Eukaryota, Dinophyceae, Suessiales, Symbiodiniaceae.